AUUUAGAACAAUCGGUCUCUCUCUCUUUCUCUCGUUAAUUAGGUUAUCGAUCUCAUGGCCGGCGCCGGAAUCCACCCUUACCACCAGCAAUGGCCGCCGGCAGGGGCACCUCCUCCUCCCGCCGCAGUCUCCUCAGCUGCUCCACCACAUCCCCCGCCCGUUCAUCACCAUCAUCCUCCUCCUCCCCUUUUAGUUGACAACCAUAAUCGUCCUCCUUACGACGAGCUUCGGACAAUCUUCAUCGCAGGUCUUCCCGAUGAUGUAAAAGAGAGAGAGCUUUUGAAUCUCUUGAGAUGGUUGCCUGGUUACGAGGCUUCUCAGGUGAACUUCAAGGGAGAAAAGCCCAUGGGGUUUGCUCUUUUCUCCACAGCUCAGUUUGCAAUGGCAGCCAAAGAUAACCUUCAGCAUCUGGUGUUUGAUGCUGAGACGAAGUCUGUUAUACAUACGGAGAUGGCCAAGAAGAAUCUCUUUGUUAAAAGAGGAAUAGUUGGGGACUCAAAUGCAUAUGAUCAAAGUAAGCGCCUACGAACUGGAGGUGACUGCACACAUUCUGUGUAUAGUCCAUCUCCUUUCCACCCUCCACCUCCUCCAGUAUGGGGACCACCUCAUGGGUAUAUGGCACCUGCACCUCCACCAUAUGAUCCCUAUGCAGGUUAUCAUGCUCCCCCUGUACCAAUGCCUGCGCCCACACCUAUAGCAGCUCCUAGUUCAUAUGUGCCUGUCCAGAAUAUAAAGGAUAAUCCACCUUGCAAUACCCUAUUUAUUGGUAAUCUUGGGGAGAAUAUAAACGAAGAAGAAUUGAGGAGCCUGUUGAGCGCGCAACCUGGUUUCAAACAAAUGAAGAUUCUGAGACAAGAAAGGCAUACAGUCUGCUUUAUUGAAUUUGAGGAUGUCAAUAGUGCCACAAAUGUUCACCAUAAUUUGCAAGGUGCUGUCAUUCCAAGUUCUGGUUCAGUUGGCAUGAGGAUCCAAUAUUCAAAGAAUCCAUAUGGUAAGAGAAAGGAAGGCCCAGGCUAUUCUUUCUUUCCUUCUCCGAAUGCAAAUGGAGCCCAAGGAGCUUUGACAUAUCAGUAGGCCUUGAAGGGGGACGUACUCUUUUCUUUCUCUCCAAACAACAUCUUGCAGGCAGUCCGCAUUGCAUCCAUUUUCAUUAUCGACAUUUUUAAGCAUCAGCAUUGCUUCUUUGUCAUGUGAUGGAUGCAUAUAGUGUGAUCUCAUCAACAUAUAACAUGGUUCAGUUUCUAUUAGCUUUGCUACAUGCAUACGCAGUGUGGUUUUUGAUGAUUGUUUUAAUUCUGUAGGAGUCUGGUUUGCCAUUUAUUUAUCUUAUUGUGGCUUUAACACAUCACUUUGUGGGAUUCAUUUUCAUCAUUCAGAUCGAAUCAUCCUGAUGAAACUCCAAUUGCUAUGUUUAGCUAGGAAAUAACAUAACAUUACAUUAGAUCAUAACAUGAUAACAUCCAGAGGCCUGUCAUCAACUUCGUUUCAGUGCAUGGACAUGGAAUGUUACUCUCAUGGUCUAUCACAUCGGUGUCAUUCUUCAGCAUUUCCCAUGUUGAUUAUCUAUCUCUGUUCUUACUUAGGCUGAUGAACAAGCACAUCCAUUUUGUCAGUUGUUGAAGUUGACACUUGAUCUGGCAUAUGAACAUAGACACUCCAGUACAUUGUAGGUUUAUAGUUGAGCAAAUAUGCAGGGACAAUCAGUAAAGAGAAAGCUGAGGCUCUCAAAUAAAGAAGUAUUUCACCUACAAAGUUGAGGUAAGACCAUAUUCUACCGUCCAGGAAAGGAGCCUGAAGCAGGAGUUCCAAAGAGCCUAACACGUUUUCAAUGGAGUCUACUUAUUUAUCCAAUGCAACUAUCUCUUCUCUAAUUGGUGUCACUGUGUCAGUGAGGCUUUAGGCUACACGACACUGGACAUGAAACCAGAAGCGAUUUUAGUGACUCUCUCUCGCUAUUGUGUGUUCUUUCAAGCAAGUUUCUCUUCCAUAUUCAUGAACUUACCUGUUCUUUGUCAUCUUUGGAUGCUUGCCAAAUCACAAGGAACUUUGUUUACAUGACAGAUUUUUGAGGUAUAAGUCUAUAAAGGCCUUGUUUUGAGAA
This is a messenger RNA of Capsella rubella, 2101 nucleotides long. Its product is annotated as U1 small nuclear ribonucleoprotein A. Gene Ontology annotation, molecular function: mRNA binding. The record is from RefSeq and is a predicted model, not a curated record. Bases 55 to 1074 code for a protein of 339 amino acids. The transcript has 9 exons. NCBI's taxonomy places the organism in Eukaryota, Viridiplantae, Streptophyta, Magnoliopsida, Brassicales, Brassicaceae.